This is a messenger RNA of Maniola jurtina (meadow brown), 6417 nucleotides long. Its product is annotated as metabotropic glutamate receptor 2-like. Lineage: Eukaryota; Metazoa; Arthropoda; Insecta; Lepidoptera; Nymphalidae. Gene Ontology annotation, biological process: G protein-coupled receptor signaling pathway. Gene Ontology annotation, cellular component: membrane. Gene Ontology annotation, molecular function: adenylate cyclase inhibiting G protein-coupled glutamate receptor activity. The coding region runs from base 270 to 3368 and encodes 1032 amino acids. The transcript has 20 exons. The record is from RefSeq and is a predicted model, not a curated record.
AAGAAGCCUUCACAGGUUGUAGCGCGCGGAACGAAUAAACUUUCGUAAUAUUAUCGAUAUAGUUUACUUAUUCCACUUGAGUUGAUAUUAACGUAUAGUGAUUAUUUUUCGGUUAUUGGAUUUUUUAUAACAAGGAUCUUUUGCUGAGUUGUGACGGUAGCGCAGUGGUUUUCGAGCAAAUCUGGAUAAUUUGAUCAUUAAAAUGAAUGAACACAAGUUGAUAACAUGGAAACCGAAUUCGCUAAUCAUGGCAUGAGACAAAUACUAACAUGCCGUUGGGCCAGACCUGGUUGGGGACUGCUAUGCUGCUUCUUUUGCUACACCACUCGGAAAUGAAACACGGCAACCAUUUAGAAGAACUCCAGCUAAACCCAAGUAUAAGGCAUCAUCAUAGACACAAGCAUAAGGAAAGUGAAGCUACUUUUAAACCUGAUAGAGAACCUGUAUUAGAACAUAUGUUCGAUAGAUUUAAUGUUCCUAUAGACAGCUAUAGAGAAAAGACAUUGUUUGAUAGGAAUCUAGUAAGCUAUGAUAUGGUAGCGCUGGAGGAAAGACAGAAUGAUUGGUUUAACACGUCCAAAGAUUUUGCAGAGUUAAAAGAGAAGAAGUAUCAGCAUUGGCCUAUAAAAAGAGAAGCAGUUAUUGAAGGAGAUUUAGUUCUUGGUGGCUUAAUGAUGGUGCAUGAAAGGUCGGAUAAUAUGACCUGUGGUCCGGUCAUGCCGCAAGGUGGAGUCCAGGCUUUGGAGACUAUGCUGUAUACGUUAGAUAUUAUAAACAAUAAACUGAAAUUGAUACCCGGUGUCAAGAUUGGUGCUCAUAUCCUUGAUGAUUGUGAUCGGGACACUUAUGGGUUGGAAAUGGCUGUCGACUUUAUUAAAGGGUCCAUCAGCAACAUAGAUGACGCGGAGUACGCAUGCAACGCCACAGCCGUCAGGAAGGUGAUCUCUGGCGUGGUGGGAGCUGCCUCCAGCGUCACCUCGGUACAAGUCGCCAACCUACUCCGACUCUUCAAGAUCCCACAGGUCUCUUUCUUCUCCACUUCUCCGGAACUGUCCAACAAGGCCCGGUUCGAGUACUUCACAAGGACAAUACCUUCGGAUAUGCACCAGGUGCGGGCAAUGGUCAAGAUCGUGACAAAGCUGGGCUGGAGUUACGUGUCUAUUAUUUACGAAGAAUCCAGCUACGGGAUAAAGGCAUUUGAAGAGCUGGAAGCCCUGCUGGCGCGGAACGGGAUCUGCAUCGCGGUGAAGGAGAAGCUGGUGAAGGACUCCGGCGUGGCGACGGAGGCUGCGUAUGAUGAGAUCGUGCUGAAGCUCCUCACUAAACCCAGAGCUAGAGGGGCCAUAAUCUUCGGUUCGGAUCAAGAGGUAGCGGGUGUAAUGCGCGCUGUGGAACGGCUGAACGCGACCGGGGCGUUCAGCUGGGUGGGCUCCGACGGCUGGAGCGCCAGGGCUCUGGUGUCGGACGGCAACGAGAGGGCGGUGGAGGGCACCAUCAGUGUCCAGCCCCAGGCGAACGAUGUGAAGGGGUUCAAGGAGUACUUCCUGAGCUUGAAUGUAAAGAAUAAUAAGAGGAACCCUUGGUUUGUUGAGUUCUGGGAGGACCACUUCCAAUGCCGAUACCCCGGCAGUGCCCGGACCCCCUACAACGGCCAGUACCACAGAGCUUGCUCAGGUCUGGAGCGCCUCACCGACAACAACACCGAGUUCGAGCGACAACUGCAGUUCGUUUCUGAUGCUGUCAUGGCCUUCGCUUACGCUAUCAGAGACAUGCACAGGGAGGUGUGCGGAGGAAGGGGAGGGCUUUGCGAGGCGAUGCGGCCCGCCAGCGGCGCUGAUCUGUUGCGGUACUUACGCAAAGUUAACUUUACCGGUCUAAGCGGCGACGAGUUCCGCUUCGACGCCGUUGGCGACGGUCCAGCGCGCUACAACAUACUCCACUUCAAGCAGGUGUCCCGAGGAGUCUACCACUGGGUGAAGGUUGGGCAGUACCUGGAUACUGAACUGCAACUUCAGUUGGAUGCCAUACAAUUCAAGUGGGGAGAGCGGCGUCCACCGGAAUCUGUUUGCAGCGCGGAGUGCGAGCUGGGUCAGGCCAAGCAGUACGUGGAGGGGGAGAGCUGCUGCUGGCACUGCUUCAACUGCACGCAGUAUGAGAUUCGCUCUCCAGAACUAGAGACAGCGUGUCAAGUUUGUCCGUGGGGCACUUUGCCAGACGUCACCAAGACUCGCUGCAGACCCAUCCCGGAGGCCUAUCUGAGGCCCGACUCGGCGUGGGCGAUCGGUGCUAUGUCCUUCUCUUCUGUUGGCAUAUUGAUUACCGCGUUUGUCUGCGGAGUAUGGGUCCGCCACAGCUCGACGCCGGUAGUACGUGCGAGUGGGAGGGAGCUAUCCUACGUCCUGCUUGCUGGCAUCCUAAUGUGCUACCUCGUUACCUUCGCACUGGUGUUCAGGCCGACUGAUAUCUUGUGUUCUAUACAAAGGUUCGGCACCGGAUUUUGCUUUACGGUGGUCUACGCAGCUCUCUUGACGAAAACCAACAGGAUCUCUCGCAUCUUCAAUGCGAGCAAGCACUCCGCCAAGCGACCCAUCCUCAUCUCGCCCAGCUCUCAGCUUGCGAUCUGCUCCGCUCUGGUAUCUAUACAGGUGCUAAUAGUGGUGGUGUGGAUGAUCGUGGCGCCUGCCCGGGCGAUGUUCCACCACCCCACGCGUGAAGAUAACAUGUUGGUGUGCGACUCUUACGUGGACGCGUCGUACAUGAUCGCGUUCUUCUACCCCAUCGUGCUCAUCGUGGUGUGCACGGUCUAUGCCAUCCUCACCAGGAAGAUACCUGAGGCCUUCAACGAGAGCAAGCAUAUAGGUUUCACAAUGUACACGACGUGCGUGAUCUGGCUCGCCUUCGUGCCGCUGUACUUCGGCACGGCGAGCCACGUGCCGCUGCGCAUCACCAGCAUGGCCGUCACCAUCUCGCUCAGCGCCAGCGUUACACUUGUCUGCCUCUUCUCACCUAAGCUGUACAUAAUCCUGAUCCGGCCGGAGCGUAACGUGCGACAGAGCAUCAUGCCCGUGCGCUACAGCCGGAAACCGCCCGCCUCCCUCGCACUGCCGCCCCCUGCUACCAACAAGAAACCACCGUGUGCCGAUAAAGAAACUCAAACUGACCCAGCGGAGUUCAACCGACUCACGAACGGUCAAACCGUCCUAGCGAAAGACGGAGAUAACAAAAAGGAUGAGAAAAAGGAUAACAUCGAAAAAGUUAAAGAUAAAAACGAAAAAAAGGAUAGUGAAGGUGCAAAGUGCAACAGCGUGAAGAUAAAUCGCGAGGACAAGAGGACGCGUCCAAUGAACGAGAAGCGGGAGGGCUUAUAGCAACGAGAGGCCUCCAAGUCGCUAACCGACGUGGUCGUCACUAGAAACAAUAAUUGCUUUAAAAAGAAAAGCUGCUCUUGCAAACUAAAGGAACGAAAGCCCAUUGUAGUCUGAAAAGGCAAUUUGAAAGUUCCAGUUUUUAAAACUUUCUAAUGCAACUAAACACGUUUUGACUAAAGGUGCAAAUACAUUACUUUGUUGUAGUGUGUUGUAACUAUAGUGUUGCAAGUAUCCCGGUUCUAAUGGCUAGCUUAUUCGGAUUGCGAAUCACGAGUUCCUGGGUUCGAAUCCCGGAUCAAGUCGAAAAAAGUUAUUCCGUUAAGAAAUUCUCGAUAGUAGUCCGGAAAAAAAAUUAUGGUAGGUAAGUAUAAUAUUAUUUAGGUAUUGAACUCUUUUGAGUCCGAGUUCAUAAGUUGCGUGUUACACCUCCGUGCCUUGAAUCAUAGGUACGUGAAACCAUUGGUUCUGUGUCUGACCUCUUUCCGGUCGUGCCGGAUUGCCGUCCCAUCGGACUAUGAGAGUGAGAGAAUAGAGCGCAACUUUGUUUGUGCACACCUUGUGCACUAUAAAAUAUAAGUACGUAGUUGGCUAGUCUCUCUCCGUUGACCAGCAACCGUGGCCAAAAUUCGAUCGAGAAUAACACAUCAGUAAUCAUGUCGUUAUAUAAAAUUUAUAAUUGCCUUCUUUCACUGCGAGACACUACAACUCAGUAAUGUGUUUGGACCUUAAUUAAAAAUUCAAUCAUCGGGCGCUACUAUGCUAUGAUUCUGGUCAUAGAAAAUAUUUUGAAAUUACCUAUCAUAUCACUAUUUUAAAGUACAUAAAAAUGUUAUGUUUACAUUUUCUGUUCUAGUCAUAUCAUAUUUUUAGCACUGUGUGAUCUCGUUAUUUUCAUUCGUGACUUAAUAAUUAUCCACCUUUACACCGUGAAAAUGGACUACUUAAGUCACGAAAAAGUGCUGCGAGGACACGAGUUAUAAAAUAAUAUAUAUUUACUAUUAUACUCGUGUUUUGAGAUAUCUUUAGAGCAUAUUUUAACUUUAUGCAGGCUUUACUUAAAGCUGAAACGAGGCAAGUGUAUAUCCCUUAUAUAAAUCCGUCUCGUUCUAACUCUGCCUUAAGUCUGAGCAAAGUCAAAAUACACUCAAUAGAUCUCAGCAUAAGUUUGUUAUUUCACGGCGUAAAGCGCGCUCGCUUCGCUCAGUCGCUAGCUCACGCCAUGCAGCAUUGGACUGCUUAAGUCAUACGCAUGUACCGUGAUGCACUAUUUUUUUAUAGUUACCAAGUCAUAUAAGUAGGUAACUAAGUAAUUUAGUAUUUGUUUUAGUUUUUAUACUAACAACAUAUCUAUGGAGCCUAAAUGAAGCUGAUCAAUGAUCACUGACGGAUCUCGUAAUAAUAAAAUAUAUUACCUAUUUAUAUAAAAUCAAUAUUUUCAGUCUUACGCCAACGAAUGCGAAUAUGACGAACUAAAAAUAAGGUUUUAACGAAUUUUGUGAGUAUCAGACAUAUAAUUUAGUAUUAAGGUAAGGUCUUUUGUACAUAAUUAAGGAUAUAAUUGUACAUAUAAAGCAAAAGACACAUAGUGACAUUGUAUAUAACGUGAGUAUCGAAUGUUUAUAUUAUAUGUAUAAUGUAUAAUUCAUCAUAUUGUAUAAUAUUUAGUAAAUAAUAAAAAAUAAAUAAUAUACAAGGCGCAGCAUUUGAGCCAGGGCGAGAGGAACUACGGUGAAGAACAUGUAUGUGAUAUUAUUUCCUUCUCUCACAUUCUAAUAAGUAAAAUUAUUAAAUGGAUAAAAUUGAUAUGCGCUUUAGAAUAGAAUAAGGAUAUAAAAUAUUUAUCAUUAUAAAUAAACGUUGUUACAUAAAACAUAUCAAAUCUAUUUUCUUCCAAGUUACUUGUUAUUUUAGUUCUUCCUCAAAUUUUCUGUGUGGUAUCAUUGGUUAUCAUAUUUAUUUUCGAUUUACAUGACAUCUGAGUCGGACAUUUGGUGAUCGCGCCUAUGCACUAUCACCAAGUUUUUGUUAUUUCUUACAGUUUAAGCUAGUUCAAAUAUAGUUAGUAGGUGUUUGGUACCUAUAAGAAUUAAUUUUUUUUUAUAGUGUAACUCUCUAUCAUAAUAAUACUAUCACAAAUUUAAAUACAUAGAUUGAAAAUUACUCAAAUCAAUGUGAUACUCGUUAUAAUUAUUCACUUUACAUUACACCUAUGACCUAACACAUACGCUAUAGCCUUUUAAGACUCAAUAUUAUUACUUGACUUAAAAAAGUAUAUGUUCAAAAACUAUUCAACGUUAUUACAUUCUAUAAUAAACACAAAAAUAUUUCAAUAUUUUAUAACUGUUAUUUCGGACCAGAUAUUUUCUAAUAGGUAACAGUAAUCAGUAAGAUUUUUAAGUAUUUUUACAUACAAUAACAAUUUUAAAUAAGCACAGUACCUAUCUACACUAAAAAUUUCUUAAUGUGAACUAUUUAUUUAUUGACUAUUAUGAUAGGCUAAUUUUAACCAGAAAUUUGCAAGUAAAUAAUAUUAAAAUAUUUUUAUCUUACUAAGUCACAAUACUCACAAUUCUAGCAUAGGUACCACAACAGAUCCUUAAGUCUUAUUCCAUUGCAAAGAUUCUGCAAAACCUACACUUAUUUUACGCUGCCAAUUUACAGAAUGUUGUGCUUUACUUAUUUUGAAUUUUUUUGUGUUAAAUUUCUUUUUAUUUCCAUCUAAAAAUAUUAUUUUCAGUUGAUGAAAAUUUGGCCUGAUGAUUAUAAAAUGUUUGAUUUUGUAAAUAUAAAACUAAAUUAUUAUCAAUAAUAGUAUGAUGAACGAUCUACUAAAAUAUAUAACUAAAAUCUUUUAUAACGUUGCGUAAUGGAUAGGGUAGAACUUUCUCAUAAAUGUUAUACUACAUUGUAAAUAUUAUAAUCUAGGCUAAGAAUCUAUCCUGGUUUUCUCUCGUCUUUUGCACGCCUUGUAUAUUUACCAGUUAAUAAUAUAAUAUCAUGGUAAUAUAUGUAAGUGAGUAAUGUAUGUGAAUAAACGGGUUUGAUGUUG